Messenger RNA from Sphaerodactylus townsendi, 624 nucleotides. RefSeq names its product TPX2 microtubule nucleation factor (gene TPX2). The transcript is spliced from 2 exons. The record is from RefSeq and is a predicted model, not a curated record. NCBI's taxonomy places the organism in Eukaryota, Metazoa, Chordata, Lepidosauria, Squamata, Sphaerodactylidae.
AUGGUGGAUUUUGCAGCUGUCCUGAGGAAAUAUCCGCCAUCUCCGGCCUGCGUCGCAAAGAGAGCCACGAUCCCAAAGCCCUUCAAUCUGUCUCAGGGCAACAAACGGAAGCAUGAAGUGACUGUCACUGAGUUCGCGUCUUUGGCUCAGGAGAUUGAAAAGUUCCAGAGAAGCACACCCUCUCAUUACCAUCUGCGGAGCAAAAAAGAGGAUGUACUUUCCAGAAGACCCCUGAAGGCCAAGCUGAGGUGGGGCAAGUUCGUUACACUGAGCAAUCCCAAAACUCCCCACCUGGAAGCCAAGAGUCACUCGAGACCUGUCACCUACAAGAGUUUGGCAGAGAUGGAGGCCGAUGAGCUUGCAGCUAUCGAGCAGUACAAAUUCAAAACUCAAGAGCUCGACCCCCAGAUCUUGGAGGGCAGGCCCAUCUUUUCCUAGAAGCCACCAGUGAAAGAACCCACUAAGCCCACUGGAUUUGACCUGGAGAUUGAGAAGUGGAUGCAAGAGCGCAAGAGCAAGAAGACGCAGAAGAGCACUUUGAACAGGAGGAGUUCAAAAAGUGGCUGGAGAGCACUGAUGCCAGGAAGGAAGCCAAGCACUUUGAGCUACAGAGGGAGAGGCUAG